This is a messenger RNA of Recurvomyces mirabilis, 1452 nucleotides long. RefSeq lists its product as uncharacterized. The coding region runs from base 1 to 1452 and encodes 483 amino acids. The record is from RefSeq and is a predicted model, not a curated record. The transcript has a single exon. Lineage: Eukaryota; Fungi; Ascomycota; Dothideomycetes; Mycosphaerellales; Teratosphaeriaceae.
AUGUCCACAGCUACCGAUAGUUGGAAAGCCAAAUGCUACUCCAUCGCACAUCAUCACAAGGCUUGCGGCCAUGACUCCUUCCCUGAAAUCCUUGUCCGAUGUGAGCAGCAUCUCGAGAGGAGCCAUGGGUUAUCGUGCGAAGUCCAAGGUCCUCUUCAGCUGAUUGAUGUGCCUGGCCAGUGUCGAGAAUGCCAAGACGGCUCUGGGAGGAUGGAUGUCCAGCAGUUACAGAAGAGCGCUGAUAGCCACUGGGAUCGUGUACAUGCCCGGCAGCUCAAGAAGGCCCUCAAGGUCUCGAAAAAAGAGGCACCUGACUAUGCUCGAGCGCAGGGUGUUGAGAACGAAGAGGCGGCGAGACAGAUGUCGAUGCAGGGUACUGAGGAGGAUUUCGAAAGGCAGCUUGAGAAGGCGAGGAUGGAGAGUUUGGAGAGUGCAUUUGAGUACUUUCGUAUGCGACGUGAUCGGGGCAUUGGCUCUGGGUAUGCGGGUUCCGCGAUGAGUGGCGAGUCGAGUCGCGGACCGCGACAAGGUCCUUCAAGCAGGAGAAAUAAGCUUACUAUCCAUGAAGAACAUGGUGAGGAGGAGUAUGGCCCCGUAGCAACGUCGUUGCGGCCUUCACGGUUGGCUAGUAUGUGUCGAAAACCUGCCGAGAAGCUUGGGGUUGGGACGGGAGCGCAAGAUCGAAGGAGGGAGCCGGUCGUCGGUGGCUUGACGGACAGUGUGGCACCUAGUCGUGCAUCGAGACGUUCGGAGAAGGCCCCCUCCCGCGUUGCGAGCCGUGCUGGUGGAUUCUAUGGCUCUGAGGCAGGCUCACUGCAUCAUGGCAGUGAAAUUGGAGAAGGGCUUGAGCAUGAAGCUGUGGACGACGCGAGCUCUGCGGGCACUCUUCGCCCUGCUCAACACAUCGUCCAGCAAUACGAUGAUGAGGGAGAUCACCACGCGAGAGCGCAACAACAGUGGUCGCCACAACCUCUCGGCAACCCAUAUAGUGCUCAGCAAUCACAACCCCCAACUCCCGGCCAACAGCCUGAGUUCACUUGCCACCCGAGCCAGCCUGAAAGGGCGUGCCAUUUCCCAGGACAACCUCUUCGCUCGCCCAGCCCAGCGGCGACGCUACACAGGGUCAUGUCACAGCAUGGCGACGAGGAGUCCCGCCGGCAAGGCCUCUUUACGAAUCAUCCUCAUCGUCCGCCAGCAGGCCCUCCGACGUCUGCGAUUGGGUCAAACGUUGCAGGAUUAGGAGUAGAAGAAGAGGAAGAGGAAGGUGGAGAAUGGGAGAGCGAGGCAGACGUAGAAGCAGGGGAGGAUGAGGAGGAUGCGGACUUUGCGUAUAUCGCCUCCGCUACACCGAGUGCAGCUGCACCAUCGGUAUUGCACACUGACCAAGACGGCUAUGGCGCGUCUCUUGGUCGCCCCCCAGCUUAUCCUCCGUCGAAAACCAGCAGGUGGUAA